Messenger RNA from Rotaria socialis, 309 nucleotides. NCBI's taxonomy places the organism in Eukaryota, Metazoa, Rotifera, Eurotatoria, Philodinida, Philodinidae. The record is from the annotation of a GenBank genome assembly.
AUGUAUCAUCAAUUGUCUUCUACCUCAAGAUUAGCCCAAUAUGAAUCAUUCACACAAUCAACACAAACCGAAAUAUUCAAUGUAAAUUCGAAAGAUGUGAUUACUACAAACCAGAAAUCACGAAUUCAACGAUGGAUAUUUGGAAUGAUGAUUGGUUCAGCACCAUUUUUUGCUGUUAUUAUGUGUUGGAUGUUUGUGUCAGUAUGUAUUAAUAAUUUAGUUAGAUAUUAUCAAAGGCGAAAAAGAAAACAUCGACAUGAUGCAAGAGCAAAUGGAAUUAAAAAUAUUGUAUCUAGGAUAAAUGUUUAA